UGUCCAUGGUGUGCGCGCACAACUAACGGGGAGAGAAUUGAACUAGAAACGUCACGACCAAGUGAACGGGAGGGACAGUGGAGGAGAGGGAGAUCGUGUGAGAGAGAGAGAGAGAGAGAGAGAGAGAGAGAGAGAGAGAGAGAGAGAGAGAGAGAGAGAGAGAGUGGGGAAGGAUAUAUUGAGUCAAAGCAGCUCUGUUUGCUCCUCAGUGUGUGAAAGAAGAGACAGAGGACGUGUGAGAAGACAAGAUGGAGCGCUGGAACAGAUGAAGACUGUCACUGGUCCCAUCCGGCGGUCCACAUGAGCGUAUCGAAACCUCCUCCGCCCCACUCCCACUUCGCCCCCCCACCCAACUCUUCCACCUCCCAUCUCUCCAUCCCUCCCUCCUCCUCCACCCCAUCCUCCCCCGCACCUUCUCGUGCUGCCUCCUCUGCUCCCAGAUCUCUCCCUCCGCCCUCUCCUGUCAAGAUCUCCAUGCAGGAGCACUUUGCCAUCAACGUGUGCCCCGGGCCCAUAAUGCCUAUCCCGCAGAUCUCCGACUUCUUCCCACGCUUCCACGACUUUCCCAUGACCCCGCCCCCGCCCCGGGAGAAGAAGAUCCUGAAGGAACCAGAUUUCGGAUUGAGCAAUGGAGGGGAGACGGACGGAGAGAAUAAGGAGAAGGAGAGGAAACCCAUCGAAGAGGACCGGGGGGAAAGGCAAGAAGGGGCGGAUUCGGACGACGAUGAUGAAACUUAUCUGGGCACCCUGGAGUUCACCCUGCUCUUCGAUCACGAGAACAACUGUCUACACUGUACAAUCCACAAGGCCAAGGGACUAAAGGCCAUGGACUCCAACGGACUGGCCGAUCCAUACGUCAAGCUCCACCUCCUGCCUGGAGCAAGCAAGGCGAACAAGCUCCGCACCAAAACACUGAAGAACACUCUGAACCCGGUGUGGAGCGAGACGCUGAUGUACCACGGCAUCACCGCUAUCGACAUGACCACCAAAACCCUCAGGCUGUGUGUGUGCGACAUGGACAGGCUCGGUCGUAACGAGUUUAUCGGAGAGGUCCGGGUCGCCUUGAAGAAACUGAGCAAGGGCGAGAGCAAAAGAUUCAAAAUGGGUCUGGAGAGAAUCACACAGAACAAAGACAUGAACAAAGAAACCGUGGAGCAAGGAACACCUGUGGCUGAGGAAGAGCGUGGUCGUAUCCUGGUGUCGCUCUGCUACAGCCCAGAAAAGAGCUGUUUACUGGUUGGCAUCGUACGCUGUGCCCACCUCGCCGCCAUGGACUCCAAUGGGUACUCUGACCCCUUCGUCAAGAUUGUGCUGCAGCCUGAUAUGGGGAAAAAGUCCAAGUACAAAACCACAGUGAAGAAGAAAACUCUCAAUCCCGAGUUUAAUGAGGAGUUUAUGUAUGAAGUUCCACACGACCAGCUGGCGAAGAAAACCCUGGAGAUCUCCGUAUGGGACUACGAUCUGGGGAUGAGCAACGACUUCAUAGGUGGAGUUGAACUGGGCAUAAAUGCUAAGGGAGUGAGGCUGAAACAUUGGUUUGAGUGUCUCAAACACAUCGGCAAGAAAGUCGAGUACUGGCACACUCUCACGCAGCAAGGAGCCCCCCCAGAUCCCCCACCGCAGUGACUGACACACACACACUUUAUCGCAAUUAUUAAAUGAUAAUCAAUGAACGGUGAAGAAAGAAAGAAAUAAUAAAGUAAUAAAGUAAUAAUAGUGAUAAAACAUGCAAUAAUGAUACGGAUAAUGAUGAUACAAUAAUAAUACAAAUAACAAUAGUGGGUAAUUAUCCCAAUUCAGCUUUUUUCUAAGUAAAUGCAUUUGUGAAAAUGUCCCUCAUUGAAAUGUUUAAUGUGAAAGUGCUGACAAAUUUUACCUUAUCCCUCAAUAUUGUGAAGUCACUUGCAUUUCAGUCAUUCAAAUGUACAUGAAUAGUGUAGAACCUCUUACUUGCACUGUAACUACAAUACUGGAACAGUCUGUAAGCACCUUUGGGCCCAUUGCCCAACAAGGUCUCGUUAUGAACGUUGUAAUCGCCAGGUUGUUUCUACUAGGGAUGUAGUUGAAAAAGGUGGGUAAGAGAUGACUGGCAUCUAGCAACGCUAAUGCUAACUGCUUUAACUGUUCUAGGAAGUAUGGGCAACUGCAUACUUGGUGUGUCUCUGAAAGUGGCCGUGGCGAAUAAAGUGGGUGGAUCGACAGUAACUUGUAACUAAGUAACUACUUCCCACACCGUUGCGGGACAAAAGUGCUUAGCGAGGGGAAGCGAAGGACACUGUUGUCCCGCUGUUGUUGCCGUUCAUGCCCUCCCUAUUGAGUAGACCGUAUCAAUGUGACACCUAGAUAGUUCUCAAUAUUUGUUAUGUAUUGUGUAGGUUGCUAUCCUACUUGAAAUAAAAUAAUGAGAGGGAAAAACAUGGCCACGUUAUCUACUGCUGGCGACACAGCUGAUACAGCUGCCCAGUGGGAAGCACCCUCAGGUUGGCAGAAACCUCGAUACAACGGUAACGGUGCACUAGUCAUUCUCACUGGCUUUAUACUCCUCGUGCGGCCCAAUCAGCCACGCAAAACGAUCUUUAGCGCCAACAAAUCUGCCUAAUUAGCUGAUUCGCUUUCCAUAAACCCACUUGUGUUGAUCCAACCACUUCUUUUGUGUUCUUGUGUUGAUCCAACCACUUCACGUCCACUUUCAGACACACUCCACGUAUGCAGUUACCCAUGACUCCGUUCUAGCAUUAACUGUGCCAAAAGCACUAACAGCGCUAACAAUGCAAACAGUACUAACAGUGCUAACAAUGCUAACAGUACUAACAGUGCUAGCAAUGCUAACAGUACUAACAGCGCUAACAGUGCUAACAGUACCAACAGCCCUAAUAGUGCUAACAGCGCUAACAGUGCUAGUGCUAAUUUAGCGUAGUAGGUGUGAAAACAGUUUUCACCAAGGUGCGUUAACAGCAUUAGCAUGUGUUUACCCUCCUCUGCAACCCUGAUUUACUUCACAAAGUACACAAGUGAUGAGGACAAGUUGGAUAAGUCACCUGCUAUAGAUUUUUUAUUAUGGUGGUUGUCGCUCUGAUGAAAACUGCCACACCAUAGCGUUAAAGCACAAAAGGAUUCAUCUGACUGUACUGUCUCUGUGUCCGAUGUCUGUACGUGAUGACAAUGGGCGUAUGUAUCUCCCCAUAUCCUCCUGUGUGUAUGUCUUUGUGUGUGAGUGAGUUUUUUUGUGUGCAUACAUUUUGCAUACAAAUGUCUGUGUGUGGACGUGUGUUUAAGUGUGUUUGCGCGCGUGUGGGUUUGACUGUAAGCGUGUCACGUCCUUCUCCAAAUGUCUCCAUCCAUGAACCCUGAAGCAUGGAGCUGUGAAGAAAGACAGAACAAAAGAGACGAGACUCACUCCUACAGUACGAGACUCACUCCAUGUUCCCUGGAUGUCCCCAUGGUCUAACACACUGAUGUCCUGUCACAUGUGCAACAGUAUGGCUGGCAGUCCAGUGAGUCACUUUUCCUUGGUGACAGUCACACAAGAUAACCCUCAGUCUGAAUUCUUCUCUGACCCCUGCUCUGUGCCCCUUGACCUUUCAAUUUUAGUGAAUUGAAAGCUAGAGAGCACAGAGAGAUUUCUGCGGCAGUCUCAAACAAACUUUAGCCCCCUACUCUAAAGAGGGGUUAUCAGAGGUUAUCAAAUACCAACUAUUGGGUGUGCAGGCUUUUGCUCCAGCUCCAGCCUAAUGCAGUCUGGACAACAAUAAGUGUCAUCGGGUGUGUUCAUGUUGGGCUGGAACAAAAGCAUGCACAUCCCAGUAGCUCUCGAGGACUUAGAAAGUUUCUUCCUAGUUCUCUGCGCCCUUACACUAAGAUUUUAUUUAUAAAUGACUGGAUUUUUUCAAUUUCGGUGAGUCUCUUGUAGACAUUCAAAUGUUCCAUCUUGGAGAAAAAAUAAGAAAAAAAACUAUUAGUAUGAAAAAUAUGGCAAAAACUCCAUCUGUAGCCAAAGGAAUAGGUUCAUUUGACAUUUGAUCAAUGUCUAAGAGGAGGAAUUCAAAAAGUGUCUAGGUCUAGGAGUGUCUAGGUCUUGGAGUCUAGGUCUAGGAGUGUCUAGGUCUAGGAGUCUAGGUCUAGGAGUGUCUAGGUCUAGGAGUGUCUAGGUCUAGGAGUGUCUAGGUCUAGGAGUGUCUAGGUCUAGGAGUGUCUAGGUCUAGGAGGUUUAGGUCUAGAAGUGUCUAGGUCUAGGAGUGUUUAGGUCUAGGAGUGUCUAGGUCUAGGAGUGUCUAGGUCUAGGAGUGUCUAGGUCUAGGAGUGUCUAGGUCUAGGAGUGUCUAGGUCUAGGAGUUUAGGUCUAGAAGUGUCUAGGUCUAGGAGUGUCUAGGUCUAGGAGUGUCUAGGUCUAGGAGUGUCUAGGUCUAGGAGUGUUUAGGUCUAGGAGUGUCUAGGUCUAGGAGUGUCUAGGUCUAGGAGUGUCUAGGUCUAGGAGUGUCUAGGUCUAGGAGUUUAGGUCUAGAAGUGUCUAGGUCUAGGAGUGUUUAGGUCUAGGAGUGUCUAGGUCUAGAAGUGUCUAGGAGUGUCUAGGUCUAGGAGUGUCAAGGUCAAGAAGUGUCUAGGUCUAGGAGUGUCUAGGUCUAGGAGUGUCUAGGUCUAGGAGUGUCUAGGUCUAGGAGUGUCUAGGUCUAGAAGUGUCUAGGUCUAUGUCUAGGAGUGUCUUGGUCUAGGAGUGUCUUGGUCUAGGAGUGUCUAGAUCUAGGAGUGUCUAGGUCUAGAAGUGUCUAGGUCUAGGAGUGUCUAGGUCUAGGAGUGUUUAGGUCUAGAAGUGUCUAGGUCUAGGAGUGUUUAGGUCUAGGAGUGUCUAGGUCUAGGACUGUCUAGGUCUAGGAGUGUUUAGGUCUAGGAGUGUCUAGGUCUAGGAGUGUCUAGGUCUAGGAGUCUAGGUCUAGGAGUGUCUACGUCUAGGCGUGUCUACGUCUAGGAGUGUCUAGGUCUAGGAGUUUAGGUCUAGAAGUGUCUAGGUCUAGGAGUGGCUAGGUCUAGGAGUGGCUAGGUCUAGGAGUUUAGGGAACUAUGCGAGAGAGACUACCCAGGCUGUUUUUAUGAGAGAGGACUACCCAUGGAGCUUAAAACACUACCAUGGGUUGGUUGGACAACAGAGAUCCCGGGGAUGGACAACAAAGACCCCAGAAGAAAGAGAGAUUGGCUGUGAUGAAUUAUACUCAGCAUGGCAACAAUCCCUCCCAGAGGCUUGACCACUGGACUGUGUGGACAAUCAUGGACUAAUGUACAUGCAGGAUCAAAGGAUACCGACACAAUGUUUGUGUGUGUGUGUGUGUGUGUGUGUGUGCAUGCUUGCAAGUGUGUGCACGUUGUGUACAUGUCCGUGUGUGUGUGUGCGUGUUCAUGCAUUGAAUCUCAACACACUCAUGGACACCCCACUCCCCCCACCCUCCCUUGCAACAAAUAAAACACUGGCAUAAAGUAGACAGUGACCUCUCACCAUGGGUUCCUUCACCAGAGACAGACCUCGAGGGGUUAACCACCCGAAGGACAGAGGCCCAAUCCUGUGGCCCCUGGCUACAGUUUGGAUACCUUAUAGUUCAAACGUUGGUCCACUAAAGCACACUAUUACCCUGUUCACAUUACUGAGCCAAACACAGCCAAGUCAAGCCAAGCUGUACUGCACUGGCCUGGUAACUCAUCUACUGUAGUUGCUUGAAUGAAAAAAGGACAAUGUGAAAAUAAAAUAUCCAGGCCAGCACAGUAUGGUUUGGGUCAGCCCUGUAGUGUGAAUUAGACAUCUCAGUCAGUCAACAGUUUCCUGGACUUUUUCUUACUUUCUAAUCGUUGUCUGGGAUCUCUGUGUUUGUAAUUCUGUACUUGGACAAAGGUGUGAAUGAAGGCAUCUUGAUGGAUAGCAAAAAAACAAAGACGAUUCAACACGGCAAGAGGUCAAAUGUGACCCGGCUCAUGGAUUGUCAAAGCUAGGGACUGAACUCUGAGACAACGAGUGAGAAGUUCAGCUCGUCUGGUCUUUUUGUGGUCACCAAGAACACACGUUGAGGGACCUUGACAAAGAUGGUGGUGGAGUGGAGAGGGCGGAAUCUGUUCUUCUCUAUGCACACCAAUGACGACACAGAAAGCCUCUCCACGCGCAGCAACAACAGUGAAAUUGAUAAUCAAAUGAUAAACAUCUCCGAUGUCACUACGUGAUAUGUUGUCAAAGAUGUAUUCAUGUUUUUUUUUUGUAUGUAAUACUGAGUAUGUAUACAACGGGUGGGUCUAAUCCUGAAUGCUGAUUGGUUAAAACCGCAUUCCAGCCGGUGUCUAUUCCACAAGUUACUUAGUAUGUAUGUACUUCCCUCUCCGGGAUAUUCCUUAUCAUGUGAAGCCAGGCUUGGACUUGGAGAUAUUUAUUAUCUUGCCUAGGUGAUCUGAUGGUUUAUUUUCACUCAGAUUCUCUCUAUCUCUGCCUUUUUACUUGUUGUCGGUCAAGCGAACUCGACUUUGUUCAUCGUGUGACAAAAACAAACCAUAUGCAUCAUAACCAUUCUAAUAAAGAAUUGCAUGUGUAAUGAUUGUCAUAUAUAUGCAUAUGUAACUAACAUUAUAACUAACGUUGAUCAAUGUCAAUUUCUUUAUGGUUGAUAUCAUUGACAUGGUAUCAUCAAUCAAAUCUGUUAGAGCUAUCAUCGCUGAUGUGUACUCGUUGGUUUGUAAUUUAUUGUUUGUAAAAAAAAAGGGAUAAUUCAGGGUAAGUUGCUCAAUUUUAUGCUUUACUCGGUCCGCAGUUGCUUUUAAACCUUUAUCGUCAGGAAUGGGGAGACAGGGUGUAGGGGGAGUACUAUUGUUACGGCAUCCCUGUGUCCUCACUGACGUAAUGGCUAUCUCUAUGUGGAACAUACGGUGUGAUUGCCAUCCUGUGGUGAGUUUGUGAAACUACUUUUGUUUUUAAAUAAACUGAACCCGUUUCGGUGA
Messenger RNA from Salmo salar (Atlantic salmon), 6963 nucleotides. RefSeq names its product double C2-like domain-containing protein beta. Gene Ontology annotation, cellular component: synapse; membrane. NCBI's taxonomy places the organism in Eukaryota, Metazoa, Chordata, Actinopteri, Salmoniformes, Salmonidae. The record is from RefSeq and is a predicted model, not a curated record. Gene Ontology annotation, biological process: spontaneous neurotransmitter secretion; regulation of calcium ion-dependent exocytosis; exocytosis.